Molecule: messenger RNA, 1327 nt
Organism: Radiomyces spectabilis
Lineage: Eukaryota; Fungi; Mucoromycota; Mucoromycetes; Mucorales; Radiomycetaceae
Exons: 4
Coding region: 105-1292 (395 amino acids)
Cellular component (GO): cytoplasm
Molecular function (GO): flavin adenine dinucleotide binding; electron-transferring-flavoprotein dehydrogenase activity
Source: RefSeq, a predicted model, not a curated record
GAUUUAAGAUCAUAAAAACGAUCUGAUAAUGAUUUUUGGAAAUCCUAAUUAUCCGCCUUUUUUCCCUUCCGUAACACACUCCCACUGCCUCUUUUAUCAUCGUCAUGGUCACCGCUUCACCUCCACAAAAGAACAUUGUCAUUAUUGGUGGCUCCUGUGCAGCUAUGGGUGCUGCUCUCACAUGGGGUGAGAAAGCGUUAGAAUCUCAUCGUUUGAUUAUCAUUGAUGUCAAGUCCCAUUUCAACCAUGUGUUUGCAUUUCCUCGAGCGGCGGUGAAAUCCGGAUUUGAACGUGAACUGUUUGUGCCAUACCAUAAUUUAUUCGGUGGAGAUGAUCGAAAGGGCAAAGUAUUGCAUGCGCGCGUUACCAAAUUGUUUGAACACCAUGUGGAACUGGAUCGUGAAGUGCCUGAAUUUGGCACCAAGGUGGAAUUUGACUACCUCAUCUACGGUGCCGGUACCAAGAUUCCAGCUCCCGGACGACUUGCCGCCGAGACCAAAGCCGCAGGAAUCGAUACUUUGAAAAAGUACCAGAAAGCUAUUGAAGAAGCCGAACGACCGGUGGUGAUUGGUGCCGGUGCUGUGGGCAUUGAACUGGCCGCCGAAAUCAAGGAACACUAUCCCGAGAAGCAUGUCACCCUUCUUCACUCACGAUCCGGCUACCUGCCCCGUUUCAAGAAGAGCGUCGAUGUCAUGACCUAUAACAUCUUGAAAAAGCAUGGUGUCAAACAAAUCCUCGGUGAUCGAGUGAUCCUGCCGGAACAAGGGUUCCCAUUGGAAGUCAAACCUAUAGAAAUUCACACCAGAGGUGGCAGAGUGAUUCAAUCUGAUCUUGCAAUCAUGUGUAUCGGCAUGACUCCCAAUAGCCAACUGCUGGCAGAGCUAUCGCCCAAGUCGAUCAAUUCCGAUAACAAGUUUGUCAAGGUCAAGCCAACCAUGCAAAUUCAGGAUGAUCAGUAUCCUCACAUUUUCGCCGCCGGCGAUGUUUUGGAUCACACGGAUGUGAAAACCGGACACUUUGCUUGGGUGCAGGGCAUCGCAGCACUGAACAAUAUCAUGACGCUGAUUAAUGGCGGAUCGCAGGAAGAUUUGCGCCCAUAUGUCAGCUAUGACGUUGCAUUGAUUCGAUUGAUUCUAGGAAACAAAGAAGCGGUGAUGCAAACGAAUAUGUUGGGACCUUUGGUUACUGCGGGCUCCUGGAUUGCUGGUCGUAACAUUCCCGAUAAUAUCUAUGCCGCCCGAGCCUGGGCCUGGGUUCGCACACCUUUGGAUGAGGAGCAUGCUGAUUUGUAAAAAAUAAUGUAAUCUGUGUUAUAAAAUAAACCUAU